Molecule: messenger RNA, 1012 nt
Organism: Eutrema salsugineum
Lineage: Eukaryota; Viridiplantae; Streptophyta; Magnoliopsida; Brassicales; Brassicaceae
Exons: 3
Coding region: 125-793 (222 amino acids)
Source: RefSeq, a predicted model, not a curated record
AUGGCCAUGAGCACAUGUCUGCAAACCCCAUCAUUUAAAACCCCAACGAGCAACACCCUCACCGCCUUCAAAGAUCCAAUCUUUUUUUUUUUUUCUUGUCAGAGAAAUUAAUAAAAAAAAAAAGAUGGGUAACAGUUUAGGCGGCAAGAAAACGACCAAAAUCAUGAAAAUAGACGGCGAGACUUUUAAACUGAAAACUCCGGUGACGGCGGAGGAAGUCCUGAAAGACUUUCCUCCCGGCCACGUUUUAUUAGACUCCGAAUCCGUCAAGCACUACGGUGCCCGAGCAAAGCCACUUGAGGCGAAGCAGAGGUUAGAAGCGAACCGGCUCUACUUUGUGGUGGACGAGCCGGUGAAGGAGUGUCCACCAAGAAGGGUAAGAUCGGGAAUUCAGAUGAGUGCAAAGGAGAGGCUUGAGAACCUCAUGCUUGCUCGGAGAUCGUCCUCCGAUCUAUCCAUACUAAAACCUGCAGGAGGAUGGACGACGGAGGAGAAAGAAGGAGGAGCCGUGAGGGUGAAGCUGAGGAUUCCCAAGGCGGAGCUUCAAAGACUCAUUAAGGAAGGAGCCACCGAGGCAGAGGCCACUCAGAAGAUCGCUGCUCUCUUUAUGGACAAACAGAGGCACGAGGAAGCGCGUCGAAACACGCUCCGACUUGGUGGUCAUGGAGGAGACGAGCUCGCUGCCACCACCGCCAAACCCUCAGCCGCCGCCACGAAAGGAGUCAAAUCCCGUCUGAAACGAGUGAGUUUCAUGGCUGAAAGAGAAGGAGGGAGCGAGAUCACCGUCGCUUGAAGUGGAACCAAAAUAUAUGUGUAUGUGUAUACAUCACUUCCCAACGUUUCUGCAUUUCUUUGUACAUAAAAACGCAGAGAGUUUGAGAGAGAGUUAUUGUGUAUAUUCAUCCAUGUUUCCACUCGCUAUGUAGCCAGAGUUUAGUUUAUUUUCUACAGAAUAAAGAACGGUUAUUUGUAGUCAGAUUCAUCAAUGUCUCUCUUCUCCUUUAUCUCACCU